Molecule: messenger RNA, 8224 nt
Organism: Planococcus citri (citrus mealybug)
Lineage: Eukaryota; Metazoa; Arthropoda; Insecta; Hemiptera; Pseudococcidae
Product: voltage-dependent T-type calcium channel subunit alpha-1H-like
Exons: 37
Coding region: 626-7150 (2174 amino acids)
Biological process (GO): membrane depolarization during action potential; calcium ion import; calcium ion transmembrane transport
Cellular component (GO): voltage-gated sodium channel complex; neuron projection; voltage-gated calcium channel complex
Molecular function (GO): voltage-gated sodium channel activity; low voltage-gated calcium channel activity
Source: RefSeq, a predicted model, not a curated record
UCCAUGUGUUCGCUUUCAUUAACCAUCAGUACUCUCUAUCUCGAAUCGUGACGUGCGUUUUUUUUCUCACUCAAAUUUUUCUCUCGACAGCAUCCGCCGUUUCGUAUAACUUACGUUUCGGUUUCAAUUUUUUUUUUUUUCCAUUCUCAUCUGUUUCGUCUUUUUUUUUGUUUGUCCCCCAUUUUCCUUCCGCGUUAUUUUUUUCGAGCUAGAGUUUGGAGUUUUUUUUUUCAUCGUUGUCGUCAUUUUUUCACUUAAUUUUUGGCCAAAUCGUGAAAUUUUCAUCGAGUUUUGCUUUCGCUCCGCCGUCGUGCCGUUGUUGUGGCCAUUUUUAUGUAUUUUCGUUUCUUUAAAAAAAUUCGAUUUAAAUACACCUUCGAGUGGUUUCGUUCGCAGAUGUGAUUUUUCCCCCCCAAACUAUCGUAUUUUCGAGUUCGAUUUCCGUGAAAAUCGUACAAUUUUCAUGGAUUGGUGAAAAGUGAUAAUUUUUUAACUAUUUUGGUGUCGCUGCAACAUUCAUCGUACCGAGAAAAAUCGCACACGGAUGUGAGAUGUAAUCGCGUACAUUAUUUUUACUCGACUUAUUUCACUACAAGAAACCCAAACCAGCAGAGCACACUCACCAAUGGAGUACCGAUUUCCGGGCAAUCGGCACGUUAUAAACGUCGACUCGGAAAUAGUCGAAGACAUGUCCAACGACUACGAAAACGAAGACGACGAAGGCGAAGAGGACGAAGAAAGUGACGACGAAGAGGAAGAAGAUGACGAUGUCGAGGACGAAGAAGAAGACCAAUUACCGUACCCGGGAUUUGUACCGAUCUCGUUCAAAUACUUAGAUCAGAUGACCAGACCGAGGAGUUGGUGUUUGGCUAUGAUCACGAAUCCGUGGUUCGAACGAGUUAGCAUGCUGGUGAUAUUAUUAAAUUGCAUAACGCUGGGAAUGUAUCAGCCUUGCGUGGACGAUAAAUGCAUUACGAACAGAUGCAAAAUUCUUCAGAUGUUCGACGAUUUCAUUUUCGCAUUUUUCGCCCUCGAAAUGACUGUUAAAAUGAUCGCUAUGGGAGUUUAUGGUAAAGGUACAUAUUUAGCGGAUUCGUGGAAUAGGCUGGAUUUCUUCAUAGUUUUAGCCGGAGGCUUAGAAUACUGUUUAAACGUCGAGAACAUCAACUUGACUGCGAUACGAACGAUACGAGUGCUGAGACCACUUCGCGCCAUCAACAGGAUACCAAGUAUGCGAAUCUUGGUAAUGUUAUUGCUCGACACGUUACCAAUGUUGGGCAAUGUGCUGCUGCUGUGUUUCUUCGUUUUCUUCAUUUUUGGAAUCAUCGGCGUGCAACUUUGGGAAGGAAUUUUAAGGCAGAGGUGUUUUUUAAAGCCUAUACCAAACGUUACGUAUCCCAGAGAUCUUCCGCCAUAUUACCAGUACAAAGAUCAAGACAGGGAUUACAUAUGCUCGCAACCUGAUGCCAAUGGUAUGCACACUUGUAGCAAUAUUCCACCGAUGAAAUUCAACGGAAUACCUUGCAACGAAACAGCCAAAUCUUGGUCAUACAAUCAGCCUAGCAAUGGAUCCUGUGUCAAUUGGAAUCAAUACUAUACUGACUGCAAAUCCCAGGGUCAGAAUCCGUUCCAAGGGACCAUCUCGUUUGAUAAUAUUGGUCUAGCGUGGGUCGCUAUUUUUGUGGUAAUCAGCUUAGAAGGAUGGGUUGAUAUUAUGUAUUACGUUCAAGACGCGCAUUCCUUCUGGGAUUGGAUCUACUUCGUAUUGCUCAUUGUGAUAGGUUCGUUUUUUAUGAUCAACCUGUGCCUAGUCGUAAUAGCCACUCAAUUCUCCGAGACAAAGAAACGCGAAAUGGAAAGAAUGCGACUGGAAAGAGCCAGAUACCAUUCAACCAGCACGUUGGCUUCGUCGACCAACAAUUCCGAGCCAAAUUCCUGCUACGCUGAAAUGAUCAAAUACAUCGCACAUAUAUAUCGACGCGGCAAACGAAGACUGAUUAAAAGGUAUCGUGUAUGGAGAUAUACAAGGCAACAGAAAAAAGAAGCGAAACGCAUAUCAAAAACUGCCGCUACAACACUGCCGUUACAGCACUUAUCGAGUUCCGCCGAAGAAGAGAGCUCCAAAAAUAAGCCAGAAAGUCGAGAAGAUUCUUCUUGCCAACGAGAAGAUAGCAUUAGGUCACAACCGACGCCAGCGAUUUUGCGAGUUGGUUCGGUCAAUUCUUCGAUCAGCAGAAAAGAUCUAUCGGAUCACGAUCAGGCAUCGAGCAAAUAUAUCACCGCAUCACCGAGCAAAAACUCGACUCGACGCCAAAGCAACGUGGUUUUCAGCGACGUAGUGUUACUCCAUUCGAACGAAAGCACCUCGGGUGAAACCACGAAAAACGUUUGCUCCAGCGAAAAAAUGACUCAAGCUGGAGACGGCAACAUUUGGCAAAUUAUACCGAAUACUCAAACUAUUCCGGUAACCAAUACGAUGAUGAGUUGCCAAGAAUUACUCGCACUGAGUGGAGCACUAUCAGCUGCACUUCCUACUGGCCAAUUAGCUUUAGAUUCAUUAUUUAAUUCGUUAAGCCAAAGUAUAUUAUCGAAUCAAUCGCGGAGAUGGGUGCCUCCGAAUAAUCCUACCAUAUGUUUCGUCGAUCAGCCUCAUUUAAGGAGCGAUCGAUCCAGCAGAAGACGAAAUUCUUCGGAUUACCAAAAUCGAGGAAUAUGUAAUCAAUGUUGUCUUCACAAUACCAUAUACGUAUUCAAUAAGUACUGCCUGCACUGGUGUUCUGUAUUACGCAAACUAAUCAAAAGACUGGUUAAUCAUAAACGAUUCCAACAAGGAAUAUUAUUAGCUAUUCUUAUAAAUACUCUCAGCAUGGGUAUCGAAUACCACAAUCAGCCGCAAGAACUAACGGUAAUCGUUGAAAUUAGCAAUAUCGCAUUUUCCUUGAUAUUCGCCGCCGAAAUGAUACUAAAGAUAAUAGCGGACGGUGUAUUCGGCUACAUUAGCAACGGUUUUAAUGUUUUCGACGGUGUCAUCGUAAUACUAAGCAUUAUCGAAUUAGGCCAAUCGUUUUUCGAAGGAUACGAAAGUUCUAAUUCCGGCCUAAGCGUUUUACGUACUUUUAGAUUACUACGAAUAUUAAAAUUGGUACGAUUCAUGCCCAAUUUACGGAGACAACUUUUUGUCAUGCUCAGAACCAUGGAUAACGUUGCCGUCUUCUUUUCGCUGUUAAUUUUGUUCAUAUUCAUCUUCAGUAUACUAGGAAUGUAUUUGUUCGGUGGUAAGUUUUGCAUGUACGAUGAUGGCUUGCGAGAAUGUAAUUGCGAAGAAAUUGUCAAUAAGCACCCACUGUGUCACUGCGAUCGUAAACACUUUAACAAUGUGCUAUGGGCAACUGUAACCGUAUUUCAAAUAUUGACUCAAGAAGACUGGAAUAUUGUAUUAUUCAAUGGGAUGGAAAAAACCAGCCAUUGGGCGGCUUUGUAUUUCGUUGCUUUGAUGACUUUUGGAAAUUACGUGUUGUUUAAUCUUCUGGUGGCUAUUUUAGUGGAAGGAUUUCAAUCUGAGAGAAACGAAAGACGAGAACGCGAACAAAGAGAAUUAGCUAGACAAGCGAGGAGAAAAUUCUCGCAAUGUUGCAGCGAAGAUUACCACAGUUGUUGUUCACAUUCCGACCAUGAUACGUUUUCACAAGAGAAUUAUCACGAAGACUUUCACAGGAUAUCGAAAGACUACGACGAUUACGAAUGGGAAAAGAAUUUUCGAUCUGAAUGCAACAUUAAGUGCAAUUUGCAAAAAGAACAUGAAAUGAAUCAUUCCGGAGCUCAAUAUCCUCCUUUGCCAAUUAUCACUCAUACAGCAGCUACUCCACAAGACUCGCCAAAUAAUACGCUAGAUGUUAGAGGAUUCAAUAAUCAGCUCACGAGCUUGUUAUCAGCCAAUUCUAGUAUUUUGUCGAUUGAUUCCAUCGAUUAUUCUAGUGCUUCUCAAAGCAGCUUCGAUAAAAUGUCUCGAAGACCGAUUCAAAUGACGAUAAAUACUUUCAUCGAAGAAGGAAUCAAAAAAGACAAUUCUAAUUCUGAUAUCAGCAGAAAAGAUUCAAAAAGUUUUAAUUUCCAAAGAAGAUGUUCAUGGAAGCUGUCACGACCUUCAUUCAAACGAAAAUCAUCUAAACAAAGUUUAACCGAAGACGACGAUCAAGACGUAAUCUUAAAUAACAAUAAUCACCUCGUUAUAAAUCCAUGCUUAUCAGAUCAUUCACACUGCAACGGAGGAGUUCUACGUAACAACGCGGAAUUUCGAAAAAACACGAAUUUAUUAUCUCCUCAUCAUUCCAUAGCCUCCGCAUCUUCAUUCCAAUCAGCCCAAGUGCAUCUAGCCGCCUCAAACACCACUGCCGGUUCAUCUCCGGUCAAUCCUCCGUUUCCAUUUCAAAUCCACGGCUCUCAUCUAAACAUUUCUCAUUUGAGCGACGUAGCCAGCGUAUCAGAAGAUAAAUCCAAAGGUUCCUGGUCUCAGGGUCAACGUAAACAUAUAUCUACCAUACUCGAUGAUAAAACCAACCUGCAAACAAGACUGGUGAACGAGGAACAAGCUCCGGUUGAGGAAGUACCUCGAAAACUGUUUUAUUUUUUAAAAGAAACUGGCGUUUUGAAGGAGAGAGCUGAGUAUUCUUUAUGGAUAUUUCCACCGGAGCAUCCGUUUCGUCGAACGUGUGAACAAAUUGUGGCUCAACGAUGGUUCGAUAAUCUCGUAUUAUUUUUUAUCGCUUUGAAUUGUAUCACGUUGGCAAUGGAGAGGCCCAAUAUACCACCGAUUAGUGGAGAAAGGAAAUUCCUAGCUGCUGCCAAUUAUGUUUUCACCGUCGUAUUCGGAGUCGAGAUGUUCAUCAAGGUUGUAGCUGCUGGAAUGUUUUAUGGUCAAGAACCUUAUUUUAAAUCUGGUUGGAAUAUCAUGGAUGGGUCUUUGGUAUCGGUUUCUAUUGUGGAUAUCCUGAUGUCUCUGAUAUCUGACAGUAGUCCUCGAAUAUUUGGCAUUUUGAGGGUGUUUCGAUUAUUAAGAUCUUUGCGACCUUUACGAGUAAUAAACCGAGCUCCAGGACUGAAAUUAGUCGUUCAAACACUACUGUCUUCAUUACGGCCUAUUGGAAACAUUGUACUGAUCUGUUGCACUUUUUUCAUCAUCUUUGGUAUUCUGGGAGUUCAGCUAUUCAAGGGCACAUUUUUCCACUGCGAAGGGCCAAAUAUCAAAAACAUCCAUAAUAAAACCGAAUGCCUGAGAGAUCCGCAAAACGUUUGGGUGAACAGGAAAUACAAUUUUGACGAUUUAGGAAAAGCUCUGAUGUCAUUAUUUGUGCUUUCGUCGAGAGAUGGCUGGGUUAACAUUAUGUAUACUGGAUUGGACGCUGUUGGAGUUGAUCAACAACCUAUAGAGAACUUUUCAGAAUGGCGUUUAUUGUAUUUCAUCUCGUUCAUUUUGCUGGUCGGGUUCUUCGUGUUGAACAUGUUCGUUGGAGUGGUAGUUGAAAAUUUUCAUCGAUGUCGUGAAGAACAAGAGAAGGAAGAACGUGUUAGAAGAUUAGCAAAAAGAGCCAAACAACUGGAGAAAAAGAGACGAAGACUGAGGAGACCACCUUAUUACGCUGGAUAUGGAAAAUACCGCCUACUGGUUCAUAAUGUGGUCACAUCUAAAUAUUUCGAUUUAGCUAUUGCUGCUGUGAUAGGUUUGAAUGUUAUAACAAUGGCUAUGGAAUUUUAUAUGAUGCCAAAGGCCUUGACUUACGCUCUUAAAAUCUUCAAUUAUUUUUUCACCGCUGUUUUCGUAUUGGAAUCUCUUAUGAAACUGGUUGCACUCGGAAUAAUGCUUUAUGUCAAAGACAGGUGGAAUUUAUUAGAUGUUGGAAUUGUUAUACUGUCAAUCGUUGGAAUCGCUUUGGAAGAAGUUGAAUCGAAAAUAAUUCCUAUUAAUCCGACAAUUAUCAGAGUAAUGAGGGUAAUGAGAAUAGCCAGAGUUUUGAAGUUACUGAAGAUGGCCAAAGGCAUACGAGCCUUAUUAGAUACAGUAAUGCAGGCUUUACCACAAGUCGGGAACUUGGGAUUACUGUUUUUUCUCCUAUUUUUUAUAUUCGCAGCUCUAGGAGUAGAAUUAUUCGGUCGUCUAGAAUGUAACGAAGAACACCCUUGCCAAGGAUUAGGCGAACAUGCCCAUUUUAGCAAUUUCGGUAUGGCCUUCCUGACUUUAUUUCGAGUAGCCACAGGAGAUAAUUGGAACGGGAUAAUGAAAGAUACUCUACGAGACGAAUGUGACGAUCAUGCCGAUUGUGUUCGAAAUUGCUGCGUUUCAGCUGGAAUCGCUCCUAUGUUUUUUGUAAUCUUCGUUUUAAUGGCUCAGUUCGUGUUGGUCAACGUUGUCGUGGCUGUUUUGAUGAAACAUCUGGAAGAAUCGCACAAACAGAUGGAAGAUGAAAUGGAUAUGGACGAAGAACUGGAGAGAGAAAUCGAAGAAGAAGAAGAUUUAUGCGUUCAGUUAGCCUUAGAAAGAGACGCUAGUAUACACAAACCUUUAACAAAAGUUUUAUCUUUACCAGCUGAUUUUACUUUCACUAGUUGCCAAAGUUUACAGUCUCAGUUGGGUAAAGAGAGACGAGGCUCGGUUAAUUCGUGGGGUGGUCGAACUGUCGACUACGGUAGAAGACGUAGACUAACUUUAGGUCCAGGGUUAAUUGUACCCUCUCCUACAGAUUUCUCAGUUCCUUAUUAUUACGGACUCGAAAGUGAAAGGCAACAAUUAAUCAGACGAGUUGCCAGUGAUACAACGACUGAAAAAACCAAGCCGAAAAAUCUGGUCGACCAGUCCGGCUGCGAUUCGGCUUCCGGCUCUGGAUCAUAUUUACAAGUUCCAAAUUUAAACCUGUGUCCGGAAUCGCGUUACGAAAGGGAACGUGACUCCGAUAACUAUGUACAUUCGCCAAUUAUCAAAGUAACUCCUCCAUCGCUACACAGUUCGGUAUCUCUGUCCAAUGUAUCGACUGUUGUAGCCCAAAUCGAAACCAACAUUCCAGCCGAUACAGAAAAUACAAAACCCAACAUAUCAGCUAAUAAAAAAGAUAACUUAGAUGUAAGAAUAGAAGAUGAAGAGAAACCGCAAGAUGUAUAAAAUAAAAAAAAAACGAAUACCUACCUACUAUUUAUUAUAAAAAAAAACUACACCGAAAUACUUCGUAAUGUCUUCGAUAUAAUGAAAUAGAAAAAAGUGAUAAUAUUUUUUACUUAGUUAAUAAGCUUUGUUAUUCGUUUCAUCGAAAAUUUAUUAAUUGUACGAGUGACUGAAUUAUUUUUAUCGUUAAUUACCCCUCCUCCUCUUUUCUCGUGUAUAUGUCAACUAUUGAUAAAAAAGAAUAAAUCAUUUUAUACCUUGAUACAUUAAUUAAAGAAGUAAUUAAAUAAACAUUUUACCGAACGUUAUGAACGUCUCAUACCAAGAAAAAAUUAUCACUAUAUCAUAUGUUAUAAGAAUUUACCUUCCCAAAAAAAAAGUUUGUUAACUUUAAAGAUGUCUAAUGUGAUGAAAUAUUGUUUUAUAGUUACCUAAAGUUAAUUUUUUUUACUCUAUUCGUUUAAGCCAUAGUGUUAAAUCACGUUUACGAUGAUUAAGCAAGAAAAAAAAAUUCCUGUUGUAAAUUAUUCAAUUAUUUAUUUUGAUACCUAAUUAAGCUACUACCUACUACUACGAAGAAAUUCAUUUCGCUUUUGUAGAUGAUUUGAUAUAUCGAAUGAUCGAAUUGUCUUUAUACUCUCUCAUGUGAUCAAGAAUAGUAUUUAUCUAACUACGUUGUACUUGUCCUCUUUCUCACAAUUCUCUACCUUAUAAUAAUGUAAACGCUUUGAGACUCUAUAUUAGGUUCUCAAAACAUAUUCGAAUUCGUUUUUGUUUUUUUUUUUAGAUACCUACCUGUUUGAUUGUGAAAUUGAAAAAAAUACCUAUCUACCUACCUAUUACGUUUUUAGUGAUGAAGAAAACGCAAAAUGAAUUUUAUUUCGGUUUUUUACCAGUUAUUUUACUCCUAGAUGCGAUGUUUUAUAUUGAAAAAAUGUUUUUCUACAUGUCUCAAGAUUUUAGGUAUUCUUUCUACUAUCGAGCUUUUUAGUUUUGUAUUAUUUUCUCUGAACUACAACCUUAGAAAUGAUAUUUUAUAAUUGUAAACCAAAAAAUAUACUUAAAUGUUAUUAA